Messenger RNA from Chlorocebus sabaeus (green monkey), 1106 nucleotides. Lineage: Eukaryota; Metazoa; Chordata; Mammalia; Primates; Cercopithecidae. The record is from RefSeq and is a predicted model, not a curated record.
CGGUUAUUAUUUCUAGGAGGUUUUGUGUUUUGUUUUUGUAAAUUGCUUGGUAAUUUCUAUGUACACAAUCAUGCCAUUGCAUUUAUUUCUUCCUUUAAGAUUUGUAUGAAUUUUCAUUUCUUUCCUUGCCUUAUUACAAUGGCUAGAACUUUUAGCAAACUUAAAUAAGAGUAGUUACAAGAGCGAGUGUUUUGCGACAGCACGUGACCCUUUUGCGACACCACGUGGUCAGGAGGGGUAUAAAAGCGCCAGUGAGCAUGCAGCAGCUCCAUUCUUUCCGCGAAGCACGUGUGUGUACAUAGGAAAGCCAUUAUGCUGGGAUUUUACGAGAUUGUGGUGAAGGUUCCCAGCGACCUGGAUGAGCACCUACCCAAUAUUUCUGACUCCUUUGUAAACUGGGUGUCAGAAAAGGAAUGGGAACUGCCGCCAGAUUCUGACAUGGACAUAAAUCUGAUAGAACAGACGCCGCUGACCAUGGCCAAGAAGCUCCAGCGCCACUUUCUGACGGAGUGGAGGUCGGUGAGCAAGGCCCCGGAGGCCCUCUUUUUUGUCCAAUUUGAAAAGGGGGAGUCCUACUUCCACCUGCACAUCCUGGUGGAAACCACGGGCAUGAAAAGCAUGGUUUUGGGCCGAUAUUUAGCCCAAAUUCGUCAGAAACUGGUUAACCGCAUUUACCGCGGGAUCGAACCGACCAUGCCAAACUGGUUCGCGGUCACUAAAACGCAUAAUGGCGCCGGUUGGGGGAACAAGGUGGUGGACGAUUGCUACAUCCCCAACUACCUGCUCCCCAAAACCCAGCCCGAGCUCCAGUGGGAGUGGACUAACAUGGAGCAGUAUAUAAGCGCGUGUUUGAACCUGGCAGAGCACAAAUGGCUUGUGGCACAGCAUUUGACACACGUCAGCCAGACGCAGGAGCAGAACAGAGAGAAUCAGAAUCCCAAUUCUGACGCGCCGGUAAUCAGGUCAAAAACUUCUGCUGGCUACAUGGAGCUGGUGGGGUGGCUGGUGGAGUGCAGAAUUAAGUCAGAAAAGCAAUGGAUCCAGGAGGACCAGCAGUCUAGGAUCUAGACCUAGAAAUACCAUUUGACCCAGCCAUCCCAUUACUG